UAGGAGAGCGAUCGGACCAAUCAGCGAGAGGGGGCGGAGCCACAAGAAGCACACAUGAGUUGUCAAACAGGUUUGUCUUGACUGUUGAGCUGCUGCUACUCAUUUCAAACACUUUCACACAUUCUCCUCAGCAGGACUGUGUGUUCGCUGACGAGAAACCAAAGAGAGGCUCAGGAGAUCCACACGAGCUGUCAAGGAAGUCCAAAUGUCAGGGAAGUAGAGCUCCUCUGAGAUGCUUAGGUUACAUCUCAAUUUCUGCACAACCGGGAGAUUUAUUUCAGGGUGGCCAAAGAAAAAGCUGUGAACAGAGAGCGCACAAGGACAGGUACGACUACUGGUUUUACAAAAUGCCUUUGGAGACUCUCCAACACCCAGUGAGACAACCGGCAAGGACCGCUGAAGCUGCUACACCCCCACGCUUGCGGCUGAAGGGGCCAGUGGGGCCGGACUUCUACCGGCAGUUCAAGACGGUGGCAGGCGGACCAAAGCAGAGUGCGGUGGAGAGGCUGGAAGCAGACAAGGCUAAAUAUGUCAAGAGUCAGGUGGCUCUUUCUAAACAGCAGCCGGUCAGGCCUCCUGAGGUGCGUACGCCUCUGCUGAACCCCGGCACCGCUCUGCGGCCCACCAGGAAGACCCCCACCCAGACGAAAAAAAAGCAGGAAGAAGUCCAGCUCGACUUGGAGCAUCUGAGUAACCUGAUCAAUGGUGUAAAUGAUGGUGCCACCGCUAACUCAGAGGACAGUAAAGCUCUGGACGGUGCUGACAUGUCGCACAGCUCCCCUUGCCCCGCACCUGCAGGGGCACAACGGAAAAAGGAAAGGCCGUGUCCACCCCCUCGUCCGGACUGGUCCAGUCCAGCUAAGGUGAGAUUAAAAGCCUCUGGACCUCCCAAGGAGGAGAGUCCCGGCUCUUCUGGGUUUCCAGCUGCCAGGACCGUACGAAGAGUGGACGUCAUGCCUCAGGCCAGCCCCGUGAGGACGCCCCGCAGACCACCUCAGUUCAUCCGGCAGCCCCUUCAGCUCAUACCUUUACCCUCAAAGUUUCCGCUCCGCCCGGCUACUUCACACCUGCGUCUCUUCCACACCCGGACAAUACUACAUCCUUCCCCUCUGAAACCUGUUGUUGCUCAGUCUAAACCUGACCUUCCUCCCUCCUCUCCAGCUGGAACCCUCGUCCCUGCUCCACCUACCCCUAGCCUCCCUGUUUUCCCUCCUCCCUCCCCAGCGAUUACCCGUUUGUCCUCCUCCAGCUCCAGGAAGCGUCCCUCUCUGAUCCGGUCUAAGUCGGACAUGAGUGACCGGUGCUCCCGAGCCGGGACAGACCUGGAGCGCUUCUUCAACCUGUGUGGGUUGGACCCUGCAGACCUCCAGUUGACUGGAUCUAGCUCUGACAUCGUCUCCAUGGCCCGCUUCCGCAGCGUGAGCGCUCCAGGGUCCGAAUGUGCGGGCUCUGGUGAGGAAGAGGAGGAGGAGGAGGAGGAGGAUGAGGAUGCUUGCAACGCUGCAGAGCGUGUUCCCUACGGUGUUUCUGUCAUUGAGCGCAAUGCAAGAGUAAUCAAAUGGCUGUAUGGAAUCCGUCAGGUCAAAGACAAUGCAAGUAAGAGCACAAAUUUAUAAGAUGGUGGAAAAUGUCUAAGAUUUAAAAGAAGGAAAAAAAAAAAUGUCAAAAUUGCAUAACACAAGGAGUGAUGAGAUGUCAUGAUUAAACUGAUGUGAUGGAAACAAUUUGUCUGCCAAUCAAUUCAUUUCCCUUUUAUUCCCAUGUUUUUGUUUUCUAUUUUACAAAAUUAGAAAUGUUAUGACAUUUCUGUUAUUGAAAAACAGAAGAGAAAUUGAAAAACAGUUUUUUUUUUUUUUGUGGGUCUCAUAUAAUGGGGAAGUCAGAGUGUCAUCUCUGGUCACGAUCAGGUAAAUGAACAGCAUUUAAACACUAAAUGAUGGAAGCAUCUUCUUUGGUGCUCUGUGACUUACUUUCAGAGAACCACAGAGUUUUAACCCAACAGUGACACAUUUCUCCUGAGAGGGAUCAGAGCACAAACUCUCUUAUAACUCCAUAAAAACAAAGAGUCUAGGUCCAUAUUACAAGUCAGUAUAAACGUAUGGGAUGUGUGAAAUUGCUUUUGCUUUCU
This is a messenger RNA of Anarrhichthys ocellatus (wolf-eel), 2128 nucleotides long. It is a transcript of the gene fam110a, whose product is annotated as family with sequence similarity 110 member A. The transcript is spliced from 2 exons. Lineage: Eukaryota; Metazoa; Chordata; Actinopteri; Perciformes; Anarhichadidae. Bases 348 to 1616 code for a protein of 422 amino acids. The record is from RefSeq and is a predicted model, not a curated record.